AUGGACGCUUAUAUUCAAAUAUGGACGGCUGUUGAGCCAACCCUUGCAUUUCACAACAGAGCUUUUGCAAGAAAUAUCGAGUUACUACGAAAGUCCAAGGAAGACUGUCAGGCUGAUGCAAAAAAGUGGAGGUCUGUAAACGGCGCGGCUGACUCAUUUCAUGAUGCUGAUGAGUAUGAGCCCGCAAGUUUUGACUCUGAUAGCGAAGAAACCGAAGAAUUCUUCCACCUACAGGAUGAGAAUUUCAAUGCGGAAACAUUGAUUGCUGCCUACCACUCCAUCAGCAAAGCGUGGUAUCGAGAGACAUUGGUCACUGGCCGUCGGAUCCCUCCCUUACUCCGCGCAAUGGACCGUACACAGACCUUAUCACUACAGAACCUCCAGCCGCUCAAUAUUUUCAGUACUACUGCAUACAAAUCUUCUGGGCUAAGAUUCCUGCCACUACAUACUUUACAUACAUGGGAAGGUCAACUUAGAAGUUGCGUCAAUCCUAGUUCUGACGAGACCACGGAUGAUGAUGCCGGCACUUUUGGGUUUGCAUUUGACGAUUUUGACAUCCACAUUGAAGAUGGCAUUCUGCAUCCUAUGCUAGCUAAUUCAGACACAAUCCCUGCGAUGGAUGAUCUCCAAUUCCGCGAGGUCCAGAAUCCUACUGGCGCCUCUCUUGCGUUCUUGAUCAACCAAGACAUUCCUCUAAAUGAGAAACAACGAAUGGUAGUGGAGAAAGUGCUGUCUGAAGCUUUGACCUGGGCGGACCACCCCUAUGAUUCGUCGCGGCGCAAUCAGACUCUCCUCUAUGUUGGAGGAGAAGGCGGCACGGGCAAGAGCCAGAUUGUCAAGGCAAUUGUCGCUGGUAAGAACCUUAUCGGACGAAAAGAUGAGGUAGUCCUCAUGGCGCCAACGGGUGCGGCCGCCGAUAACAUCAAGCUUAGUCUAAUUCCCUAUGUUCACUAA
Aspergillus udagawae is the source of this 954-nucleotide messenger RNA. RefSeq lists its product as uncharacterized. The transcript has a single exon. The record is from RefSeq and is a predicted model, not a curated record. The coding region runs from base 1 to 954 and encodes 317 amino acids. NCBI's taxonomy places the organism in Eukaryota, Fungi, Ascomycota, Eurotiomycetes, Eurotiales, Aspergillaceae.